Mus pahari (shrew mouse) is the source of this 378-nucleotide messenger RNA. Its product is annotated as cytochrome P450 2D3-like. NCBI's taxonomy places the organism in Eukaryota, Metazoa, Chordata, Mammalia, Rodentia, Muridae. Gene Ontology annotation, molecular function: iron ion binding; heme binding; oxidoreductase activity, acting on paired donors, with incorporation or reduction of molecular oxygen, reduced flavin or flavoprotein as one donor, and incorporation of one atom of oxygen. Gene Ontology annotation, cellular component: intracellular membrane-bounded organelle; cytoplasm. The transcript has 3 exons. The coding region runs from base 1 to 378 and encodes 125 amino acids. The record is from RefSeq and is a predicted model, not a curated record. Gene Ontology annotation, biological process: xenobiotic metabolic process; arachidonate metabolic process.
AUGGUGGAUAAGCUGGUGACUGAGCACAAGAGGACCUGGGUCCCUGACCAGUCACCUCGUGACCCGACUGCUGCCUUUCUGGCUGAGAUGGAGAAGGCCAAGGGGAACCCUGAGAGUAGCUUCAAUGAUGCAAAUGUACACCUGGUUGUCCUUGACCUGUUUGGUGCUGGGAUUGUGACGAGUUCAGUCACUCUGACCUGGGGCCUUCUGCUCACAAUCCUGCAUGUGGAUGUGCAGAGUCAGCCUGACAGGGGAUGGAAUGAAAGAAGGAGGAGGGUAGAGGCCCCCUCCUUAAGAUUACUUGGGACACUUGUGGCUCCCAGCAAUGGUUUAACCCAGACUCUAAAAGAGUACAACAGGAAAUUGACAACAUUAUAG